CUACAUCAACAAUAGCCAGCACGUUUCGUAAGCGAAAUAACAUUUGUUUAUGUCCGGUUCUAUACAGGACCACAUUUGCUGAUUUGUGAAGUUUAACAGAGACAUACUGCCUGGCAUAGAAUGCAUCGGUUAUUAUUAAUUCUAGUAUUAUGUAGUAUUGUGUACUAUACUGAGUCAACCAAAGAAUGCAGAAAGCUAAGACAACCAUCACGUGGAAAUAUAUACUAUCUGACAGCAGAUGGAGCAGAUAAGCUCACCUAUCCUGUUGGUUAUACACUAAGAUUUGUAUGUGAUGAUGGUUUUACAUUGACUGGAACUACAUUUCGUAGUUGUUCAUCAAAUGGAAGGUGGUCAGGACAACAUGUCACGUGUCGAGCUCCUCCAUGUAGAAGACCGGAAGCACCAGAAAAUGGGGGCAUCAUAGAAGACAGAUAUGUAUUUCAUCAUGGUGAUGUAGUGAGUUUCUUUUGUAAUGCUGGAUAUCAAUUGAAUGGAAUAAGUAGGACAACAUGUGAAUUAGGUUCUGUUUGGAAUGAUCAUGUUCCUACAUGUCAACCAAAUGUAUUUUGUAGUGAUCCUGGUUACAUUUCCAAUGGUACUCGUACUGAAGAGAAUAUUUAUUCUGAUGUAGAAGAUCCAAUUGGAUCACCUCUAUAUAUUUAUGAAAGCACUGUGACAUAUUCUUGUAAUGCAAGAUAUCGUAUGGUAGGAGCAUCUAGUAUAUCAUGUUUAUUAAAUGCUACUUGGUCUGCUGAUGUACCUUAUUGUGAAG
Saccoglossus kowalevskii is the source of this 772-nucleotide messenger RNA. RefSeq names its product complement factor B-like. NCBI's taxonomy places the organism in Eukaryota, Metazoa, Hemichordata, Enteropneusta, Harrimaniidae. Gene Ontology annotation, molecular function: serine-type endopeptidase activity. The record is from RefSeq and is a predicted model, not a curated record. Gene Ontology annotation, biological process: proteolysis.